UGGCGGCGCGAUGGAGGUGGCGCGCGCGGGGCGCACGGCCGGUCUGGCGCGCGAUGUGCUGGAGCGCGCGCGCCGGCGCGCGGGGACCCCGGGCCCGGCCCCGGGACCGGAGGAAGAAUCCGAGCGUCUCAGUGCAGCCUUCGAUUCGAUCGUGAAGCUGAUGGGUAAAGCCUCAAGGGAAUGCGAGAAGUACUAUAGCUUCGUGGGAGCCCCGAGGUGCAAAGAGCAUGAAAUUAAACACAUCUGCAAAUACCACGGCAGGCAAGCAGAGGAAAGAGACGUGGAAGAAGAGAGGACUGAAGCUUCCAGAGCACCCAGUCGAGCUCAAGCUUGCCAGCAACGUACCAGACAAGCUUCCAAAGACUUGUAUAUCGAAGUUUCUCCUGGCAUCUACUCUGUCACAGCGAUCUCAGACGACAUGGUGCAACAAACCCUCGUAGUAGAUGUCAAUGCAGGACAAAGUGUUGAUGUAACUUUUGUUCUGUGA
This is a messenger RNA of Myiozetetes cayanensis, 487 nucleotides long. It is a transcript of the gene AKIP1, whose product is annotated as A-kinase interacting protein 1. The transcript is spliced from 5 exons. The coding region runs from base 11 to 487 and encodes 158 amino acids. NCBI's taxonomy places the organism in Eukaryota, Metazoa, Chordata, Aves, Passeriformes, Tyrannidae. Gene Ontology annotation, biological process: regulation of non-canonical NF-kappaB signal transduction. The record is from RefSeq and is a predicted model, not a curated record. Gene Ontology annotation, cellular component: nucleoplasm.